Chrysemys picta bellii (western painted turtle) is the source of this 328-nucleotide messenger RNA. NCBI's taxonomy places the organism in Eukaryota, Metazoa, Chordata, Testudines, Emydidae. The record is from RefSeq and is a predicted model, not a curated record.
CCCAGGGCCGGGUGGGAGCUGACGGCAUCUCUGCUCUCUCCCCAGUGCCAGCUCUCGGCUCUGGAGGGCAUCAAGGCCUGCAUGACCUGUUACCCGCGGGCCUGCGGCUCCCUCCGGGGCAAACUAGCUGCCUAUUUCCUGUCCCGAGUGGAUGCUGAUUCGCCCCAACUGCAGCAGCUGGCGUGCGAAUGCUACGCGCUGCUGCCCUCGCUGGGCGCCGGCUUCACCCAGGGGCUGAAGCACACAGAGUGCUGGGAGCAGGAGCUGCACGGCCUGCUGGCCACGCUGCACGGCCUGCUGGGAAACCUCUACGAGGGCGCCGAGACAG